AUGUCGGAAGGAGGACGCUGCGGUUGCCUCCGACGGAAUAAACUGAUAGUGCUGACGAUGGGUGGUGUUCUGUGUGGUGUGGCACUCGGCGUACUUCUACAGCGCUUCGACCCUUCGGAAACCACACUAAUGUGGAUCGGUUUGCCAGGCGAGCUCUACAUCCGCUUCCUGAAGAUGUUGAUAAUCCCUCUUCUUAUAACGUCUGUUAUAUCAGGUACAUCCUCUCUGAACGCCAACACCAGUGGUAAGGCAGGGAUCAUCACUUUAGUGUAUUUCAUCUUCACCAACUUCACCGGCUGUGUGAUUGGAUGUUUACUCACCGUAUUGAUCGUACCAGGAACCCAGCAUCAUAAAGACGUCGAUGCGAUGGAACAUACAGUAAAUACAAGAGAGUAUCACGAUUUAUUGGCCGACGUAUUCAGGUUAACGCCCUGUGGUCUCUUUAGCCUUUUGGCUAAGAUUGUCUCCAGCACCGACAACCUACCCAGUGACAUGGCUGACAUAGCUAUGUACAUCGUAACUGUUACGGUAGGGCAGUGUCUUGUUGUCGUGUUGUUGGUGCCGCUGGUUUACGUUAUCGUCAGACGGAACAACCCAGCUGACCUUUUCAUUAAACUUAGAGAACCAAUUAUGCUGUCCUUCGUCACAGGUAGUACGGCUGCGGUUAUUCCGGACACGGUCUGUCUCCUGGAAAAGGCAAUGAGUGUGGAUAAACACGUGGCCGAGUUCGUUGUGCCCCUAUCUACUACCAUAGGACGAUGCGGAACUUCUUUAUACGUAUCUGUAGCGUGCGUCUUUCUACUCCAAACUCAGACCUCGGAAUCCGAUGCAGAAACCGUGGUUCUUAUUUGUUUGAUGGCUACACUAUUGUCUACAGCUGCUCCGUCUGUAUCAGGAUCCAGUAUGGCAGUCAUCAUCCUCAUCUUGUCUAACUUUAACGUGCCAUCUGAUAUGAUCGCUAUACUGUUUUCAACAGACUGGAUUAUAGACAGAAUCCGUACCAUAACGAAUUAUGUAGUGCAAGUUCUGGGAGUGAUCAUAAUAAACACACUGUGUGUUCCAUCCAGACACAAAGAUGUUCGCCGUACCUCUGACGUAAACGAUUUGAAUACCAUUUCGUUAUGGGAUUUGUCCAGGUCAGACGGUCUUAAUCAUAUGUUUGCUUCAAGGAGAUCUAGCAUACUUUCAAUUUCCAACUUCAUUACCCGUUCCCCAGUCGGAUGGGACUCGAACAUUGAUCAGUUAGACAACGCCCUCUAUCAAACAUCGGCAGAAAGAAGACCUAGCAUCCUGUCCAUACCAAACAUUGUCAACUGUAACUCCGACAUGGAUGACAGCAACACCGUUCGAAGAACGACAUCUAAUCUGUCUGGAAUCUAA
Ylistrum balloti is the source of this 1380-nucleotide messenger RNA. Its product is annotated as excitatory amino acid transporter 5-like. Gene Ontology annotation, cellular component: membrane. Bases 1 to 1380 code for a protein of 459 amino acids. The transcript is spliced from 8 exons. Lineage: Eukaryota; Metazoa; Mollusca; Bivalvia; Pectinida; Pectinidae. The record is from RefSeq and is a predicted model, not a curated record. Gene Ontology annotation, molecular function: symporter activity.